GCGUGCCGUGCUCAGUUGGAACUGCUGCGUCGUCGUGCACAUUUACACGAUGGCAAAAUCUGUUAGUCAACUUUUGCGGGAAGCUGCCGCAGCCCUGGAACAACAACAACAACAGAACACACAACAGAGCAUAACAAGCCAGACUCCGAUUGCCUCGCCUAAUGUCAACUCAUCAAACCCACGUCCCACUGCAAUUCCCCAGGCUGAGUCGCGGGCAUCUGUAGUUGCCAGAGAAACUGUUCAGCGUGAGGUGUCAAGACUUUUUUCACCAUACCCUCGCAGCAAUACAGUGUCCUCUGUCACGCGCAGACGACAGACUUUAAUAAAGCCAUGCACCAAAAAGAGUUACACUCAUAAGUUUUACUGUUUGAGUGGACGACGUGACUGCAAAGUACCUCAGCAGUGGGAAAGAAUGGAACUUGAAUGCUCAGGUUUGGGAGAAAAAAGGAUAAUUUUCCCAGAUAAGUUCUGCACAUCUGAUGAAUUCAAGUCCACGUUGUUUGCGGAGUUUCCAAAACUGAAAGAUGGUGGGGGUUUUGAAUUGCUCAGACCACAUGGGGCAACAAGGACAAAAACUUUACAAGUCAUUCCCUGUCCAUCAGAAGGCUAUACACCACAUUAUCUUCAAGACACCAUUGGAAUAAAUUCAGCGACUGUAUAUGUAAGGCCUCUUCAGAAAGACCUUGACAUGGAACCAGCUGAACCAAAUUGUGAAUCUGGCCCCCCUAUACAGUGCAUUUACUGUGAUGAAACAUUUAGCCAUGCAGAAAUACAGGACCAUGUGGACAAAUGUAUCUUGUCAGCGAAAGAGAAGAGUGCUGAAGAACACGAAAACAAAAACGGCAAAAACUUUGACUGCCAGGAGAUUAUUGACCUUGAAGACAUUGACGAGGUUUUAGAAGAGGGCUGUAGCAGCAGGCAAGAGCAUGAGGAGCAGGUUUCAGAAAGGAGUCAUAGCAGCAGAGAGCUGUGUCAUGAUCUUGCACUUGAUGGGAGGAGUAACAAGAGACCGGAUUCGAAAAUGGGCAGUGAGGAUACUGAAGACUGGAGAACUGAGCCUGACUUAAACCGUGCUGCUUUUAUAUUUCGACGUUCUGCACUGCAAGAAAUGGAGAAUCAACCAGAUCUUGUGGCAAAGAUGAAUCUACUUAAAAGUCCUGAAGAGAGAGAAAGAGAAAUACUGACAUUUUACAAAAACCCUUUGACCAACUGGGCACAUCCAUUGUCUGUUGUACUUGGGGGGGAUGCUGCCUUUGGAGAUGGCGUAAAACGCCAUUUUUUUUCCUUUGUUAUGUCAAGAGUGCAGUAUGGAUUUGGGCUGAAUCUUGAAAACUGUGGUAAAACAUUGUUCUUUAAUGGACAAGAAGACCAUUUGGUGCCUUCCACUUCUCGGCUAUUACUUGAUAGUGACCUUUUCCGUGUCAUUGGACGCAUGAUUGGACAUUCCUUCCUACACGGUGGUCCCUUUCUCACUGGUUUGAGUCAGUCUUUGUUCAAUCUGCUGAUUGGACAGAAGGAUGAGGUAGCUGUUGUAGAACUAGAAGACUGCCCUGACACUGAUGUGACUGAUAUUGUUUCACUUCUUCAAGGGUCUGGUAAUCUGACAGAAGAUGAACGUGACCAAGUAAAUCAUUUGGCAAUCAGCUGGGAUCUCCCACCAGUUAAUGAGAACAACAGAAAGUGGUUGGCACAAAGUAUCCUUUACCAUGCAGUCAUUGUUCGAAGGGAGAAGCAAAUUCGUCAGAUCAGACAGGGGUUAAAAGACACAGGAGUCUUGUGUAUGAUAAAAGAACGGCGUGAUCUGAUUGAUGUUCUUUUUCCAAGAUCAUCAGCGAAAAGGAUCACUUCAGAGAUGAUCCUCGACAGAACUAUAUGGCCAAGAGUUGACAGUGAUGAUGAAGAGUAUGGUGACUAUACUCUGGAGGACACAUGCAAAAUGACUGGUUUUUUUCGAGAGUACAUCGAAAAGGGCACACCAGAAGAGCUGAUACAACUCAUUCAGUUCUGGGUGGGUUGGGGUGUUCUUCCUCAGAAUCUAUAUGUAGAGGUGUCCUCUGAUGUUGCAAUGCCAACUGCAUCCACUUGCAGAGAAACAAUCAAGCUCCCAGUGAAAUACAGCACUUAUGAGAGUUUCCAGAAGGACCUGAAAGCUGCUGUAUCAUCCACAGACAGUGGGUUUGGUUUGGUGUAAUUACUGUUCAGUGAACA
Messenger RNA from Misgurnus anguillicaudatus (oriental weatherfish), 2208 nucleotides. The record is from RefSeq and is a predicted model, not a curated record. Lineage: Eukaryota; Metazoa; Chordata; Actinopteri; Cypriniformes; Cobitidae.